AUGGCGCCUCUUUUCAUGACCCUGCUUCUGGCAGGUCUGAUCUCGAGUCUUGCAGUGGCAUCGUCCCUUCCGGGGAACGUGUCCUACGUGGCUGCGGCAGGGUUUCCUACCUCUGCGUUCUCCUCGUACUACGUUUCUCCCGCUCUCCCCACUCAGGAACCUCAGCCUAUCAUCUACGAUCCUGUCUUGGACCACACCUUCCCCUUCGAGCUAACGGACCCAGACAACAUCCCAAACAAUCACGAUGAGGCUCACUUCCCCGUGCCCCCAACACACAUGCCCACCAGGAAGAGGUACAAGCUCGUCCAGGGGGUGGUGAACAAUGUCUCUAGCAUCAUCAGGUCCAACUCGACAGAUCACUGCACCAAAUGCAAGACUGCUCUGGCUGCAGCAAAGCCGGCAGCACUGCAUGCCCCAGGUCUAGUUCCAAAUGCCAUGGUGGAUCUCUGCAAGGCUUUUGCAUUCCACAGCAAUCAGACAUGCGAGCAAGACUUCGCGAUCAAUGCCUUUGGCACGGUCUGGACACAGGUUCUAGCAUUCGCCGAUGUCGAGGGCCUGGACGGUGAAUACAUUUGCCAUUCCUUGAACAAGAAGUUCUGCCCCGAUCCGAAGACUAGCCCACUGGACUCGAGCUCGCUGUUUCCAAAGCCCAAGCCGGAAAAUGCUAGUCAGCUGGUACCCAAGGCGAGUGGUGAGCGUGUGAAAGUACUGCAUCUCUCGGACUUCCAUUUGGAUGCUCGAUAUGCUGUCAGCUCGGAGGCGAAUUGCUCAAGCAAACUGUGUUGCCGAAGCGAUAAUGAUAAUGAGCACUCCGAGGAUAAACCCUUGGUUUCUGCUCCGGCCUAUGGCUACUUUAAAUGUGACACUCCCUAUGACCUAGGUCUGGCUGCUUUGCAGGCUAUCGGUCCACUGACUGGAACCGGCCGGGGAAAGCACGACGAGCACCUUGCCUGGACGCUCUACACAGGUGAUCUGGUCUCUCACGACCCAGCCCCACAGAUAUCGAAGGCUUUGACACAGUACACGGAGACCAGCAUUUAUGGCAUGUUCAAGCAUUAUCUGUCUGGUCCCGUGUUUGCGGCCCUUGGCAAUCAUGACACCAGCCCUGCUAACAUCGAUUCUCCUCACAACCUUCCCGGUCGCCUGGGAGAGCAGCAAAGCUGGAAUUAUGAGCAUCUAGCCGCACUCUGGCAGCACGAGGGAUGGAUUAGUCGCGAAACAGCUGAUGAAGCAAGCACGCACUACGGAGGCUACUCUGUCAAGACUCACUAUGGACUCCGCAUCAUCUCCUUCAACACUGAUUUCUGGCUCCGAAGCAACUUCCUGACAUUCAUCAACGCCACCAACCCAGACAACUCGGGAGUGUUUAGCUGGAUGAUCUCAGAGCUCCAAAAGGCCGAGGAUGCCAACGAGCGCGUAUGGAUAAUCGGACAUGUCCUCAGUGGCUGGGACGGCACAAACCCUCUCCCCAAUCCCACCGAUCUAUUCUACCAGAUCGUCGAGCGCUACUCGCCUCACGUCAUCGCAAACAUCUUCUUCGGUCACACACACCAAGACCAAUUUAUGGUCUACUACGCCAACAACGGAACCGUGCAGAACGCGCAAACUGCUCUUGCAACAGGCUGGAUCGUGCCCAGUGUCACGCCCCUUACGAACCUGAACAGUGGAUUCCGACUCUACGAAGUCGACACGGGAGAUUUCAGUAUCUACGACGCUUGGACUUUCUACAGCGAUGUAGCAGCUUAUCCGAGUCUCAAUGAGACAGGCCCGACGUUCCAGCUGGAGUACUCGACUCGGGAGGCGUACGGUGGUGCAGCUGGCUGGGAUCAAGAUGAUCCAUUGAACGCAACUUUCUGGCAUCGCGUGACUGAGGGCAUGGAGAAGCACUUGGAGCUCGUCACCUUGUUCAAUGAGUAUCAGGGAAAGAAGAGCGUCAAGAGUCCUGCCUGUGUUACUCCUGCAUGCCAGAAGGCUAAGGUCUGCUAUAUGCGUAGUGGGAGUGUGGCGCUGGGUAAUCAGUGUCUUCAGGGGUAA
Molecule: messenger RNA, 2034 nt
Organism: Penicillium olsonii
Lineage: Eukaryota; Fungi; Ascomycota; Eurotiomycetes; Eurotiales; Aspergillaceae
Source: the annotation of a GenBank genome assembly